ACAUUAGUUAAACAUGAACAGAACCAGACAUAGUAAAAUUAAAGGCAGGCAUUGUAAUGUUAUUAUAAUACACUACAGUACUAUCAUACUAUCAAUGUUUUGGUUUUUUUUUCUAUUGCUGUGUACAUUUGAAUGCAUGACUGACUGCUGAUGGUGAGAGUGCAGUGUAAAGAUUUUUUUUCCAGUUCGGUUUUGGGCAGCCUCCUUCAGUUGGUCCCAAGUGGCAAGCUGAUAAAAUACUAAAAACCCAGCUGACUACACAACUACUGAUAAUGGAAUGGACAACUAAAGAUUACAUCAUGGCGUUCACUAACCAAAUUUUUGUGUAAACUGAAGCUGUUUGAAUUUAUUCGCAACAGAACUUUGAAACCAGCCUUUCCUUUGAUUGCAUUCAUUCCCGAUGCUCUCUAACGACUACAUCAGAUAUGUUAGCCAUAGUUUGCCCACCCCUGCUCAAAAUAUUGUGACGUUACCAGCAUCAAGACUGCAGACAGGUGCAUAAGAUGCUUGUACAACAGCACUAGUCUAAAAAAUACAACUGGACUACAGGCAUAAAUAAAAGGCAUUAGCAGAGAAGGGUUGCGGCUUCAGUAUGGUGUAGGGCAGACCUGGGCAAAGGCCAACCCGCCUCCUGUCUCUGACCGGCCCGCCCGCCAGGAUAUAUACUAUAUAUACAGUUUUGGGUAAAACUGAGUUAACUAUAUUAGUCCGGCCCUCUAAAACCAUCCCAAUUUCUCAUGCGGCCCCUUGGGUAAAUUAAUGCCCCACCCCUGGUGUAGGGAUGAUAGCAUGUUUGUAUAUCCUGCUUUGCUUUGUUAAUAUUAUGCUUAAAUCUCCAUCACGUCAAAAUGAUGAAGUCAAUAAAGAGAUCAAAUGAAAAAAACAGAUUGUUGUUGUUGUUUUUUUUUUACUUGGGGCUAGUGAAUGGGAAGGCAGAGGGGUUAAAGGCGUCCUUAACACUGACCAUAACAACAAGGCACUGUAAACGUGACGUAGAGGGAGAUUAUUAUUAUUAGCCAAUGGACUGUCGUGUUCUAUAUUUUCGCAGUGCGGCCACAGAGAUCACUACUUUUGCACCAACAUUAUCUCAUUAAUUACGACAGUCUUAAGCAAGUUCAUGUAUCUAGUUAGAAAUGAUGAGUGAAUCUGAUAUACGUUUAGAAUAACCCUGGGACAAAACUUCAACUAGCAUGGAGAGGAGUCAACUGAUCAGUAUGAUCCCACAUUUCAGAACAAAGAGCAAGACGAACACUGGCAUGAUGAUGGCUCCAACAGUUUUGAUGCAGCCCAAAGUAUGGUCCACCAUAGUGGAGAAACCAUGCAAGCACCAUGGAAGCGCCUACUCAAGACCAAACCUACACAGGCAGCAUCCAAGAAUAUAUGCCUGCAAGAAACAUUCAGUACAGCUAGUGACCUUGAAACACCACAUUUUCCAUGAUUCACAUCUUAUUACAAAGGAUAGGCUUUCGGGGUUUGCAGAAAAAAGAAGAAGAGAUACAUUUGAUGAGAGGGAGACAGCCAGGGCAGCAAAAGAGAAAAGGACAGAACUGAUAAAUGACAGCAUAGGCAGCAGACUUACACUUGAAAAUAAAAAAAUUGACAUGGAACUUGAACUUAUGGAAGUGAAACUGCAAGCUGCAAGAAAACAGCAUGAAAUGGAGGUGGAACUACUUAAAAUCAAAACAGAGUGCUCCAGACUGAAACAUAUGAAACUGUAUUAUGAAGUUCGCAAGCUGGAAAAAGAACUGGGUGUGCCUGGGGAAACUGGUGUGAACACUUUGACCUCCACCAUCCCAGUUAUAGAUGCUUUAGAAGUCAAUCAGACACAUAAGGUUUAUUCAUAGUAACAUUAAGCCUAUGGUACAGGGUCCACUUAAACAGGACUUUUUUGUAUGUAAGUCAGGGAAAAUUGUUUUUCUGUAUCGAAAAACUUCCUCUGGCACAAGCAGUUACAAGACAGCCACAGACGGUUGCUGAAAAGUUUCUUUAUGGAUUUUUAUGGUAUUUAUGCACACUGCUUUUGUCAGUCUCUAAACUAAAGGAUGGCUAUAAAGUUUCUCCUCAUUCUGUCUUCGUCCAACUAAAUUUAUCAAAUCCAAAAAAGCAAUUCCCCAUCAUUUUGAUUUAUGGAGUUCUAGUCUUGAACGUUUGUUCAUGUAAGGAACAGUCUAAAUAGUGCAUAUUUUAAUCUUGAUAGUUGCUUUUCCAAACCAUCUAACAUGCAAUGCUUGUAAUGUCAUACUAUGGCAGAUUUUCCACAGAUUAUGGAAUGUGGUUUUCCUGUAUCAUAUAGAAACUGUGUCCAUGCAUAUUUAAAUUUAUUAAACAGUGGCAUCAUACAUAAAAUUUUGAUGAGCAUAGGGCAUUUUCAAAUUGUGCCAUAUAUUUGGUUUUGGUUGUUUUUUUUUGGUUUUUUUUUUUUUGUGUUUUUCUGCUUGUUAAUCUUUUUUUUUAUGCAUAGCAGUUGCUGAAAUGCUAUUCGGAAAGAUUGUGCCUGUAUUAUUUUUUUCACCUAGUCCAUUUUUGAGAUAGUAAUGGAUCCUGUGUUAAUGUUUUCACAUCAAGGUGCACAAAUAGACACAGAUAAAAAAGUUAAACAUCUGUGUCUAUUGUAACACCAUAGAUCACUCUGUUGGGCAAGUACAGAUUCUCAGGAACAUUCACACUAAUUCUCUCAAAAUACUUUAAUAAAAAAUUCCAAGAUUAAUCA
Molecule: messenger RNA, 2710 nt
Organism: Pomacea canaliculata
Lineage: Eukaryota; Metazoa; Mollusca; Gastropoda; Architaenioglossa; Ampullariidae
Exons: 4
Coding region: 1191-1844 (217 amino acids)
Cellular component (GO): nucleus
Source: RefSeq, a predicted model, not a curated record